GUUUUACUUACCCACCACUUCAAAAAUACAACAGUCACGAGGACAGCAAUAAAUGAAGCACUCUUCAAAUUACGGUACUCAGCAUGUGUUCAGACGAGGAUCCACUACCGGAACGAAUGAUCCAUUGUUGAACAAUGUCGAUGUUUUUGGACUUCUGUUGUCGAUGCAUCGGCGAUCUAUCGCCGUUCAAAACAUCGAUGCUAACCUCGAUGUUUAUAUAAGAAAAAAGAAACCACAAUGUUUUGAAAACAUUAAACAGGUGUUGUCCACAUCCUUGAUGAGAGAGAUUAUGCAACCACAGCAAAGUGAUAAUACAGAGUGCGAUAUACAGGGUAUAUAAUACGUUGUAGAGCUAUUGAAUAAAUAUAUGAUUAAAUCUUGACGACGAAUUUUGGCGCUGUACGAGAAAAGACUGUGGUAGGAAAUUUUCUGCUGUGGCGCUAUAUGCACCGGAAAAAAGCAAGUUUUGGAACUAAUUAUUAUGAAUUCACGGUCUGCAGCAGGUCAGCUUUCAACAAUAUCUUUUCAUAAUGUUUAGCACUACAUUAUUUCCUCGAACAAUGUUAGUAGCGGUAACAAGUACAAGGGGACGCAUGCUGUGCACGACUGCGAAAGGGAGCAGAUUACGACAUCUGAUACAGCAACAUACAGAGGUUUCUAGAAACCAUUUAACGCCAGAAAUUGCACUCCACCUUAUUACUCCUUCUUGCGAAUUAUGGAAAUGCAAAGAUCAAGCUCAAGUACCAUUCAGUGAUCCAUACUGGGCUUUUUAUUGGCCUGGUGGGCAAGCUGUUGCAAGGUAUCUGCUGGACAACCCUAAGACUGUACGCGGAUUUCAUGUUCUUGAUGUGGGCAGUGGCAGUGGAGCAUGUGCAAUAGCAGCUGCCAAGGCUGGAGCACAGUCAGUGACUGCUAAUGAUAUUGACCCAGUAGCAGGAGAGGCAAUACUCCUCAAUUGUUCCUUAAAUCAAGUGAACGUGAAUGUGUCAUUAAAUGACAUAAUAGGCAAGACGUGCUUUGAGUGGGAUAUUAUCUUGCUGGGUGAUGUACUGUAUGACACAGAGUUUGCACAAAGGCUUCAACCAUGGAUCAAGAGUCUGCAGAAUGCUGGGAAGACAAUAUUUGUUGGUGAUCCAGGACGACACGCAAUGAAUGUAAUUCCAAAAGGAAACUUGCAGUUACUAGCAACAUAUAGCCUACCACCACAAACAAAUCUUGAAAAUAGAGGUUUUUCUACAGCAUUUGUGUGGAAAAUUUUGUAAUAAACUAGUCUACUGCAGAGAAUAUUCUGCGUUAAUAUGUCAGAUUUCAUUCACAACUGUGAAACACUGUAGUCAUUCAAUUAUUAACAACACACUUGCUGUGUGUUGUUUUUUUGUAAUAAGAGACAUUCUCAAAUCUUCUUAUGCAUACAUGUAUGUGGGGCAGAAUAAAGGUAAACAGAAAUUA
Molecule: messenger RNA, 1449 nt
Organism: Schistocerca cancellata (South American locust)
Lineage: Eukaryota; Metazoa; Arthropoda; Insecta; Orthoptera; Acrididae
Product: electron transfer flavoprotein beta subunit lysine methyltransferase-like
Exons: 4
Coding region: 531-1262 (243 amino acids)
Biological process (GO): peptidyl-lysine trimethylation
Cellular component (GO): mitochondrial matrix
Molecular function (GO): protein-lysine N-methyltransferase activity
Source: RefSeq, a predicted model, not a curated record